Molecule: messenger RNA, 3540 nt
Organism: Vidua chalybeata
Lineage: Eukaryota; Metazoa; Chordata; Aves; Passeriformes; Viduidae
Gene: GRID1
Product: glutamate ionotropic receptor delta type subunit 1
Exons: 18
Coding region: 120-3275 (1051 amino acids)
Biological process (GO): modulation of chemical synaptic transmission; synaptic transmission, glutamatergic; monoatomic ion transport
Cellular component (GO): plasma membrane; postsynaptic membrane
Molecular function (GO): glutamate-gated receptor activity; transmitter-gated monoatomic ion channel activity involved in regulation of postsynaptic membrane potential
Source: RefSeq, a predicted model, not a curated record
GUGUCUGGGCAUCUCCCCUCCGCGCCCGCUGCCUUGCUCCACCUGCCCUUGCGCCUUUUUUUUUCUUUCCCCCGUCUCUCCACCAAACCCGGGCUGAUGUGCUGUGCGAGAGGCUGGAAAUGGAAGUGUUGAUGCUCUGGCUUUUCCCCUGGAUAUUUCAGUGCGUUUCGGUGCGGGCGGACUCCAUCAUCCACAUUGGUGCCAUUUUCGAAGGCAAUGCUGCCAAGGACGACGAGGUGUUCAAGCAGGCGGUGUCGGAUCUGAACCUCAAUGACGACAUCCUCCAGAGCGAGAAAAUCACUUACUCCAUCAAGCUCAUAGAGGCCAACAACCCCUUCCAUGCGGUGCAGGAAGCCUGCGACCUGAUGACCCUGGGGAUCUUGGCCCUGGUGACGUCGACGGGCUGCGCGUCGGCCAACGCGCUGCAGUCGCUGACGGACGCCAUGCACAUCCCGCACCUGUUCGUGCAGCGCAGCACGGGCGGCUCCCCGCGCACGGCCUGCCAGCUCAACCCCAGCCUGGAGGACGAGGAGUACACGCUGGCAGCGCGCCCGCCCGUGCGCCUCAACGACGUCAUGCUCAAGCUGGUCACCGAGCUGCGCUGGCAGAAGUUCAUCGUCUUCUACGACAGCGAUUACGAUAUACGUGGACUGCAGGGAUUUCUCGAUCAGGCCUCCAGACUGGGACUUGAUGUAUCAUUACAAAAAGUGGACAGGAACAUCAGCAGAGUGUUUUCCAACCUUUUCACCACCAUGAAAACGGAAGAGCUGAACCGCUAUCGCGACACGUUGCGAAGGGCCAUCCUGCUCCUGAGCCCACGGGGAGCCCAGACUUUCAUUAACGAGGCUGUGGAAACCAACCUUGCAUCAAAGGAUAGUCACUGGGUCUAUGUAAAUGAGGAAAUCACUGAUAAUGAAAUAUUAGAGUUGGUGCAUAGUGCUCUGGGGAGGAUGACGGUUAUCCGGCAGAUUUUCCCUCUGGCAAGGGACAACAACCAGAGGUGCAUGAGGAACAACCACCGAAUAUCAUCCCUGCUGUGUGAUCCUCAGGAAGGCUAUCUUCAGAUGCUGCAGGUUUCCAACCUGUACCUGUAUGACAGUGUGCUCAUGCUGGCCAAUGCUUUCCACAGAAAACUGGAGGACAGAAAAUGGCACAGCAUGGCAAGUCUGAACUGCAUGAGGAAAUCCACCAAACCUUGGAAUGGAGGAAGAUCCAUGCUAGAGACUAUUAAGAAGGGCCAUAUAACUGGGCUAACUGGUGUUAUGGAGUUCAGAGAAGAUGGAGCCAACCCCUAUGUCCAAUUUGAAAUACUGGGCACCAGCUACAGCGAAACAUUCGGCAAAGACGUGCGGCGGUUGGCGACGUGGGACUCUGAGAAAGGACUGAACGGCAGCCUCCAAGAGCGACGUCUGGGCAACGACUUACAGGGAGUGACACUCAAAGUGGUGACUGUCUUGGAAGAACCUUUUGUGAUGGUGGCAGAGAAUAUCCUUGGGCAGCCAAAACGAUAUAAAGGCUUUUCCAUUGAUGUCCUGGAUGCACUGGCCAAGAAUCUAGGCUUCAAGUAUGAGAUAUAUCAAGCUCCUGAUGGCAAGUAUGGACACCAGCUCCAAAACAGCUCCUGGAAUGGCAUGAUUGGAGAACUCAUUAACAAGAGAGCAGACCUGGCCAUCUCAGCCAUCACCAUAACACCCGAGCGGGAGAGCGUGGUGGACUUCAGCAAGCGCUACAUGGACUAUUCCGUGGGGAUCUUAAUCAAAAAGCCCGAGGAGAAGAUCAACAUCUUCUCUCUCUUCGCUCCUUUCGACUUCGCGGUGUGGGCCUGCAUUGCCGCGGCCAUCCCGAUCGUGGGGGUGCUGAUCUUUGUGCUGAACCGCAUCCAGGCGGUGCGGGCGCAGAGCGCGGCGCAGCCGAGCCCCUCCGUGUCCUCCACCCUGCACAGUGCCAUCUGGGUCGUGUACGGAGCCUUCGUGCAGCAAGGGGGUGAAUCCACUGUCAAUUCUGUGGCGAUGCGCAUUGUAAUGGGAAGCUGGUGGCUCUUCACCCUCAUUGUGUGUUCUUCCUACACAGCGAAUUUAGCAGCAUUUCUCACAGUAUCAAGGAUGGAUAAUCCCAUAAGAACAUUUCAGGAUCUGUCUAAACAAAUGGAUAUCGCUUAUGGUACAGUCAGGGACUCAGCAGUGUAUGAAUACUUUAAAGCAAAAGGGACCAACCCUUUGGAGCAGGAUAACACAUUUGCUGAACUGUGGAGGACUAUCAGUAAGAAUAAUGGGGCAGAUAAUUGCGUAUCAAACCCUUCUGAAGGCAUCAGGAAGGCAAAGAAAGGAAAUUAUGCUUUCCUGUGGGAUGUGACAGUAGUGGAAUAUGCUGCACUGACAGAUGAUGAAUGCUCUGUGACAGUCAUUGGAAACAGCAUCAGCAGCAAAGGAUAUGGGAUAGCACUCCAGCAUGGAAGUCCCUACAGAGAUCUUUUCUCCCAGAGGAUCCUAGAGUUGCAAGAAAGUGGAGAUUUGGAUGUUCUUAAACAGAAGUGGUGGCCACGGAUGGGACGUUGUGACCUGAACAGCCAUACCAAUGCACAGACAGAUGGGAAGGCACUCAAGCUGCACAGUUUUGCAGGCGUUUUCUGCAUUUUAGCAAUAGGCCUUCUUCUUGCUUGCUUGGUGGCAGCAUUGGAGUUGUGGUGGAACAGCAACCGUUGUCAUCAAGAAACACCGAAAGAGAUACAGCAUGGGCAGCAGCAGUGCAAACUUCCCCUCAUUGCCCCACCAAUGUGCCUCAUCCCUGACCUGGAGAGACCACCUUUAGGGAUGGCCAAUGAUGUGAGGCUGGGCCUCAGAAGCAUGGACAAAGAAGUGAAUCUGGAGCAGGUCCACAGACGCAUGAACAGUUUAAUUGAUGAAGACAUAGCCCACAAGCAGAUCUCUCCAGCGUCCAUCGAGAUCUCAGCGCUGGAGAUCGGUGGCAUGCAGCCAGCUCAGACCCUGGAGCCGGUGCGCGAGUACCAGAACACGCAACUUUCUGUCACCACCUUUUUACCAGAACAGACAACUCAUGGUGCCAGCAGGACACUCACAGCUGCCUCGGGCAGCAACCUGCCGCUGCCCCUGAGCAGCUCAGCCACCAUGCCCUCCAUACAGUGCAAACACAGGUCACCCAACGGAGGACUAUUCCGGCAGAGCCCCGUGAAAACCCCGAUCCCAAUGUCAUUCCAGUCCGUGCCGGGGGGAGUCAUUCCAGAAGCAAUGGAGCCCUCACAUGGAACAUCCAUAUGACGAGAACAAACAGUAAAAACAACCAGCAGAGAUUUUUAAUACAAAAUUUAAAAGAAAGAAAAAAAAAAAAGAAAAAGAAAAUGAACUCUUACAUUUUUCUUGUAUAUACUUGUAAAUAAUGAAAGAAUGAAGUGGGGUAAAAGUGUAUUUUGAAUAUUCCCAAUUUUCGAAGUAAGUAAAAAACAAAACAAAAAACAAACAAAAAUGUAUGAAUGACUUUGUAAAUUUUGUUCUAUAUGAAUAAAAAGGCAAACUACUUGUGGUC